Molecule: messenger RNA, 743 nt
Organism: Postia placenta MAD-698-R-SB12
Lineage: Eukaryota; Fungi; Basidiomycota; Agaricomycetes; Polyporales; Adustoporiaceae
Exons: 6
Coding region: 1-630 (209 amino acids)
Biological process (GO): aerobic respiration; electron transport coupled proton transport; mitochondrial respiratory chain complex I assembly
Molecular function (GO): 4 iron, 4 sulfur cluster binding; NADH dehydrogenase (ubiquinone) activity; quinone binding
Source: RefSeq, a predicted model, not a curated record
AUGCUUUGCUGCGCAAUAGCAUUAUCCUCGCAUAGGAUACACACGACGGCACCUGCCUCGUCGCCGGCGGACAUCCCCACCUCUUCUACGAAUCCCGCAGAGCCAAUUACUCAGAUUGCGAAGCGCGGGUCGAAUCAGCUGAGCCUGGAGACACCUCAGAACAAAGCUGAAUAUGUCCUCUCCACCCUGGACAAGGUUGUUAAUUGGGCGAGACAGGGUUCGAUGUGGCCCAUGACUUUCGGUCUGGCUUGCUGUGCCGUAGAAAUGAUGCACAUGGCUGCAGCACGCUACGACCAGGACCGACUGGGUGUCGUCUUCCGUGCCAGUCCUCGGCAGUCGGAUAUCAUGAUUGUCGCUGGUACCUUGACAAACAAGAUGGCACCUGCCUUGCGCAAGGUCUAUGAUCAAAUGCCUGAGCCCCGAUGGGUGAUCUCCAUGGGCUCGUGCGCGAAUGGCGGCGGGUACUACCACUACUCAUAUUCCGUUGUUAGGGGUUGCGAUCGCAUCGUGCCUGUCGAUAUAUAUGUUCCUGGGUGCCCACCAACGGCGGAAGCGCUGCUGUACGGCAUGUUGCAGCUGCAACGCAAGAUGAGGAGGAACCGGAAGAGCGUGCUCUGGUACCGGAAGUAGCUAAGAAUAUCCCGCGGAGAGUGCUGCUUCUGAUGUCGCAGUAUCGAGCGCAGUAGACACGAACGAUAUGAUGUUGUUCUUGUGGAUAUGAAUGGAUUGGGUUUGGAGAGCAG